CCGCCCCAUCUCGACUAUAUAAGCGGGCCGCUUCUCCACCUGAGGCACGCAGUCCACAGAGGAGUACUCCAGCUGCAACAUGAAGUUCCUGGUGGUACUGAGCGCCUUCGUAGCGGCAGCGCUGGCUCGUCCCGGAUACCUGGGAACGGGCUUAGCGGGCCUGUUCGCCAACGGCAUCGGGGCUCCAGCGCUGGCCGCACCUGGAAUCGUGGCGCCAGGCCUCAUUGGAGGGGGCGGAGCAGCCUACCUGGGGGCGGGGGCGGCCCUGCUGGGAGCGGGAGGCGCGCCCGUUGGUGGCCCGGCCAACAUCGUCAUCGGACCCGACGGCGUUCCCGCGGACACCCCUGAGGUGGCCGCUGCCAAGGCCAGCCACGCGUCGGCCGUCGCGCAGACUCAGGCGCGAGAUGCCGCCCAAGCCGCCGCCGACGCCGCAGCGGGCAUCUAUGCCGGAGCCGGCGCUGGCGUCGGGGCCGGUGUGGGGGCAGGGUUGGGCGCCGGAGGCGGCGCUCCGGGCGCCGGUCUGGCCCUGUACGGUCCGGCCAACAUCGUGAUCGGCCCCGGCGGCGUGCCGCUGGACACCCCCGAGGUGGCGUCCGCCAAGGCGGCCCACGCUAGCGCCGUGGCGCAGACGCAGGCCCGAGACGCCUCCCAGGCCGCCGCCGACGCCGCCUCUGGCGCUGCGUUCGCCGGUGCCGGCUUCGCCGGGGUGGGUCUGGCUGCAGCAGCUCCUUCUGCGGGUCUGGCGCGCUACGGCCCGGCCAACAUCGUCAUCGGGCCCGGAGGAGUGCCGCUGGAUACCCCUGAGGUAGCUGCCGGGAAGGUGGCCGACGCCGUCGCUCACCUGCACGCCAAGGCCCGUCUGGGACUCAUCGCAGGCUGAGAGAAACUUUGGUUCCACGACUGAAAGUUCCCCUGUAUUUUGCUCAAGACGACCGGCCACUCAGUACUCAUGUUGUAUAUAAUAAUUUAUAAUUUUUCUACAAUGUGAUGUAAACUCUUUGCAAUAAACAGAGUAAUCUCUGGAAAA
Messenger RNA from Schistocerca nitens (vagrant locust), 1027 nucleotides. Its product is annotated as cuticle protein 18.7-like. The coding region runs from base 80 to 880 and encodes 266 amino acids. The record is from RefSeq and is a predicted model, not a curated record. The transcript has 2 exons. Lineage: Eukaryota; Metazoa; Arthropoda; Insecta; Orthoptera; Acrididae.